Messenger RNA from Ectocarpus sp. CCAP 1310/34, 1246 nucleotides. The record is from the annotation of a GenBank genome assembly. NCBI's taxonomy places the organism in Eukaryota, Phaeophyceae, Ectocarpales, Ectocarpaceae.
AUGGCAGCAGCGACUCCUGACGGAGUCGGUGCCCGCCUCAUCGUCUGUCGCAACAGCGUCAGAUACGUCGUCUCGUGGAGCCUCGUCUCGUGGAGCGAGUGCAACUUCAACUCCAGCGGCAACGAGUGGAUCAAAUCCCUCGCCGAGUCCGUCGCUCACUGCGCCCGUAAACACGUCUACUUCGGUGUCGUGUACGUCUAGUAGUGCAACUACAGCUAGUUCAACAUUGCAAGUUGCACCUACUAGUGCGCAAUCGUCCAUCGUAGCGUCACCUGUUACUACAACAGCACAGGUUGCAUCUAUGAAUGCGCAAUCGUCCGUCGUCACACCACCUGUUACUUCAAUGUCACAGGUGGCAUCGACUGCUGUAGCGACCGAAUCCCCCGUUCGUACGUUUCUACAAGCAGCUACCGUUUCAAUAUCCGCGGCUGACCUCCGCAGCGUUCCCAAGCUGACUGGAGACCGUACAGAAAACGUGAUCGAAAUCUUGAAACAUUUUCGUACGGUGGUUGGGCUGAAAGCCGCAGCCGUCAACAUGGAUUCGUCGUUUGCUGAUGGGGUUGCACUCAAGCACGUUGCCCUGGUGGGAACAGGAGAAGUGUUGACCCUGAUACAGCAGAUCUUGUCUGGACAGAUAGACUGUUCUAAGGCAAGCACGUUCACAGAACCGGAGGAAGAUGCCAUGUGUUCUGUUUUGCUUAAUUCACUUCUUGCCGCAAAUUCCGUUGAGGGGGAGGCACACCAUCUCGUAACGUUCGUUCAAGGCCACAGGAAUCUGUUUCCUCGUAUGCUCUCCGGUUCCGUACUGUCAUGGCACGGUUGCAAGCUGCCGUCGAGCGUGAUGGUAGUCGUACCGCUUGGAAUUGCAUGACAGAGUAGCUCUGUGGCAAAAUGGGUUGACCCAUCGUAUCGUUUGCUCUUUUAGAGCCAAUACCGUCUCCGUCCCUAAGACCAGUGCCGCAAAUGGUGCACCAGUCAAAGUUUCAGGAUUUAUUUCGUUCGUUGUUCGGUUGGGAGACGUGUCCCGCCGAAUCGAUGCGUUGGUCGUACCAUCGCUCGGUCCUGAUCAAAUACUCCUGGACAAUGAGGCAAUGACUCGGUUUGGGGCAGUACUUGACUGGAAAAAUGAACGUUUGACUUUUGAGUGUAGUGACACUAUUGUCCCCGCUAUUCAUCGUAAAAAAUCUCAACACGGUUAUGAUCCGUCGCCGUCCCCCCGUGUUGCAGCCGUUCAUCGAAAUGCGGA